AUGCAGAAGGUGUCGGAAAAGGUGUCCGGCGCCCACGAGAGGGUCGGCGAGAUGCUCGACCAGGCUGAGGCCGGAAAGAUCCCCGGCACCAAGGGCCACCACCCCGUCUCUGCUGUUAUCGGAACAGCUCUGACCGGUGGUAUGGAGAAUGCUGGCACCAAGGGCUACCUGGCGGCCUACAUCAAGGAGCUUGAGGCGAACCCUCUGCGCACCAAGAUGCUCACCGCAGGCACCCUCGCCAGUGCCCAGGAGCUCAUUGCCUCGUGGCUCGCCAAGGACCGCAACAAGCAUGGCAACUACUUUACCGCCCGUGUUCCCAAGAUGGCCGCGUAUGGCGCCCUCGUCAGCGCGCCCCUUGGACACUUCCUUAUCUGGGCGCUCCAGAAGACCUUCAAGGGUCGCACCAGCCUGCGCGCCAAGAUUCUGCAGAUUCUGGUCAGCAAUCUGAUUAUUGCCCCUAUCCAGAACAGCGUUUACCUGGUCGCCAUGGCCCUCAUCGCCGGUGCCCGUACCUACCACCAGGUUCGCGCCACCGUCAAGGUCGGCUUCUGGAAGGUGAUGCGCGUUUCGUGGAUCACCUCUCCCAUCUGCCUUGCCUUUGCGCAGAAGUUCCUUCCCGACCAGCUCUGGAUCCCCUUCUUCAACAUCGUCUCCUUCAUCAUUGGUACCUACAUCAACACCGUCACCAAGAAGAAGCGUCUCGCAGCCCUCCGCAAGAAGCACUUUGGUGAUGAUCGCCGACCCGACGACCGCCGGUCUACCGCCGGCAUGCCCCCUCCCCGGGACGACUACCCUCCCCCUAUGGGCGGCCCCAACCCCCCCUACUAA
Molecule: messenger RNA, 828 nt
Organism: Fusarium vanettenii 77-13-4
Lineage: Eukaryota; Fungi; Ascomycota; Sordariomycetes; Hypocreales; Nectriaceae
Exons: 3
Coding region: 1-828 (275 amino acids)
Cellular component (GO): membrane; cytoplasm
Source: RefSeq, a predicted model, not a curated record